UUUAUUCAAUCCCAACAGACAAUGAGAACAAAGAUUACACCAGUACAUGUCGAUGACCAAAGGGUCAUUGAUGCUGCAACACCUGUGCGCCCUAUUAUCAAGAAGAAGAGUAAGAAUGGCGUCAUCGACCCAUACUACUCGGAUAGGUCGGUCAUGCACCCAAAGAAGGGUGGCAAGGACGUCUAUUCACGCGAGGAAUACCUUCAAGACUACAGUCUGGGACCAACCGAGUACAUUGGCCCACAGCAACGUAUGAGCUCGGCCGUCGGUCCAAACUACGACGGCAACCUUCGUCGCAGUCUCGCCGGCAAGAUCAACCCAGCCGUCGAGAAGGCACUCUGGAGCAACGUCCCAGGUGGCGUGCUCAUGGACGCACCCCUGCUCGGCCCAGACGGACUGCCCCUGACCGCCGCCAGUGUCAACGCGCCAUUCAACAUCCAGCUCAAGCGCCAUUACAACUCGCUCACACGUCUCAUGGACACUCAGAUCUUCCGUGAGCGUGCUGACAACCGCACAAGAAAGAUCUUGUUCGACCUCCGCAACGUGCUCGGUGACGCCAUCGUCAUGGUGGAGACACGUGGUACCGACAAGCAGUUCAUCAACUUGUUUGAGGACGCCAUGAUGUUCAAGGGUGACCUGUCCAGCGACAACGACCUCAAGACCAUGCUGAUGACCUGGCAAUCAACCUUCUCCAAGCUGGCCACCGGUAGAGGCAGCAAGAGCAUCCGCUCAGACACCAAGGAGCUGUUCACCGGUCUCCGUCGCUCGGACUCCAUCCUCAGCCUCAUGUCAGAGGGUACCAAGUUCCUGCACAUGAUCAUCCUGGAUCGCCACAACCCAGGCAUCGACGCACAGCGUGAGCUCGUGUUCGACCUGUUCUUCAAGACAUUCGGUGCUCUGGCAUCCAACCCCGCCUACCGCCACCUCGUCUCACACACACGUACCUUUGCUACGGAUCUCGUCGAGACCGAGAGGUAUGAGUUCAGCAAUGUGGCCGCACCCAAGCUCGAGGCCUACUCCAAGAACACCAACUUGCUCAGCAUGAACAGCAACCUCAAGAGUCUGGUGCGCUCACUGAUCAGUGACCCCAACGGCUCUGCCAGUGUCGACCGUUUCUUCACCCACGGCAACGUCACCAUUGAAGACAUGCGCAAGAAUCCAGUAUACGAGAAGUACUUCUCCGACCUGCGCGGUCUCUUGGCCGAGGUGUCUGCCAACCCAAGCUUGUUCGAGGACCCCUCGUACAGAAACGUCGUGCGCGAGAUGUACAACCGCGGUGAGAAGAUCAUCGUUGAGUCCAGGAACACGCCAUCACUCCAGAACUUCAUCAAGGAGGGUGAUGUGUUGCGUGGCGCCAUCCAGAACGACCCACUCAACCGCAGCUUCUACAACAACCUUAAGGAGUUCAGCAACAACUUCCAGACGGCCCCAGGCAAGAUGCCCGUGGAUCUCCAGCUGCUGGAGCAGAUCAAGCUGUUCACAGUGCCCUUCCUCCUCGAGGAGUUCAGAACCAUCACAGUGCCAGGCCAGAGCGGUGCCACACCAGAUGGAAAGAUUGCCUACAAGAUUGGUGCCAUCAACCUCUGUUCCGUCGAGCUCUUGCCAGAGAACAUUCAUAUGGAAGUCUCGCACAAGUUCAACACAGACCCAUACACACUCAAUGUGAUUGAUCCAGACACUGUCAUCUGGGUUGAAUUGACAUCGAUCAAUGCUCGUAUUGAUAAGAUGCCAUGGGCUUUCCAGAAGUUUGGUUUCCCAUCAAUCAAGGAUGGUGGUUUGGCCGACAUUCGUUUGGACAAGAGAGGUGCCAGAGUUGGAGCCACAGUCAGAGUACUUGGUGAGGGAUACCAGAAGUUCGUCCAAGUCCUCGAUUCAUACUGCUACAUUGACAGCUUGAGCAUCAAGCUGUACAACUGCAAGCAUAGUAUUCUAUACAAGAUGUUCAACUUGUUCGCUCGUAACGCUGUCAAGAAGGCCAUCGAGAAGGCAGUCGCCGAGAACUUGGCAGAGAUUAUGACCAAAUAUGACUACAAGGCAUACGCCAAGUACACUGAGGCAAAGAGAAAGGCUGGCGUCAGAAUGGCCAAGCUCCAGGCCCAGCGUGCCAACGCCAAGAAGAUCAUCGUCGUCAACAAGGGCACUACAUCGGCCACCAGCUCCAUCUUCCGUACCAUCGCCGGUAAGACCAGAGUGCCAGUGCCCGUUGCCAGGGUCACCAAGAUUGCCGCACCAACCACCAUCGUCACCGAGAAGGUUGUCGUCACAGCGCCAGUUGUAGAGGCGCCACCUGCCUCUACAUCAUCGGCUACAUACGUGCCCGUCGAGUCGAUUGACAUGUUGUCCACCAAUGCACCCAUCGUCAGACAGACCGCCGUGCCCUUGUUCACCACGGUCCAGACGAGCGACAGCUCCAGACAGAUGGCCAACGAGGUAGUUCAGACUGUCAGUAUGCCCACGCCCACACCAAUCCAUGCCGUCAAGCUGGUCGACUCCCAAGAGAAGAAGUUCAUGGAGAAUGCACGCAUGUCGCUUGGUCCAUCAAUGCUUGGAACCGGCUCA
Molecule: messenger RNA, 2559 nt
Organism: Acytostelium subglobosum LB1
Lineage: Eukaryota; Evosea; Eumycetozoa; Acytosteliales; Acytosteliaceae
Exons: 3
Source: RefSeq, a predicted model, not a curated record